Molecule: messenger RNA, 906 nt
Organism: Aspergillus caelatus
Lineage: Eukaryota; Fungi; Ascomycota; Eurotiomycetes; Eurotiales; Aspergillaceae
Exons: 5
Coding region: 1-906 (301 amino acids)
Cellular component (GO): Golgi apparatus
Source: RefSeq, a predicted model, not a curated record
AUGUAUUCCAGGCAAAAGCAGUGGGAACGAGUGUUCCUCGGCAGAUUUGUUCUGGUGGAAUGGGUGUCCUGGUUCGGGCGUCAAUCCAUCCACUUACCGGUGUCCUACAGUACUCCAACCCAACUGACGAUCUUUAUAUUUUGUUUUGUGUACGAAGUGAUACUCUCAUUAGUUGCCCUUGACCAGAAGCAUGAUAUCCUCAUGAUCGCAUUAUGUGUGUGCAAUACCUGCAAUUUUGUGUUCUCUGUACUGGGAUAUAGGGAUCAAAGUGACCUCGUCGAGGCCGGUCAGGACAUCUGGCCCAGGGUAAGGCCUCCACUGAUAGCAAUAUCAGUAGUUGUGGGAGUCAGCACGUGUUUGAUGUGGAUAUCGGCAUUCCAGUUGCAUCGCGACUUUGCAUGGUCUAUAUACAGACGUGUAAAUGGUGAUGCUGCGAUGAAAACGCGUUAUCUCAACUACCAGAUAUAUAUGGUCUUUAUUGCGCUUGAUUUCCAAGUCUUUGUUGCCUUCGUACUUCAAUAUAAUAUAGUCGUCGUGCACUAUAGCGAACCUGAAUUUGGUCUGACGAUGGCCAUGCUUCCAGCUAGCCUACUGAUAUUGCUUCUCGCGGUAUAUUCCGCUCGUUCUGAGUCCAGGAUCCUCACAGGGAUAUCUAUUAUAGGUUACAUUGCAGGGCUUACCUAUGUCCUUGUGCAGCUGAUAGUACUUUGCACCGACGACUACCGUUCGAAGACAGACGGAAACGUCGAAAUGCUCCUUUGCGGAUUCAUCGCCAUGAUAUUGAUAUCCGCAAGCCUGAUUUUGGCGGUUAAGUGUAUGGUGAAUUUUGAUCGGGGAUUGAAAUCUGUGUUUCUGCAUGACCAGAUUUCUUGCGAUUUUCAUAUGGUACCAAGUCCGAGCCCAUAG